Molecule: messenger RNA, 1164 nt
Organism: Solanum stenotomum
Lineage: Eukaryota; Viridiplantae; Streptophyta; Magnoliopsida; Solanales; Solanaceae
Exons: 1
Coding region: 1-1164 (387 amino acids)
Source: RefSeq, a predicted model, not a curated record
AUGUCGAAAAGAAAUCAAAAUAACAAACAAAUUGAUUAUACCAUUGAAGGUGCUUUAAAAGGUACUACCGAUAGUGAAAACUAUCAAGGCGAUGCGAGAGAGAUAUUAAAUGAAAAAAGAAAGAUUGUAGAUGUUGAUCAAAGUAAAGCUACUUCUUUAGAUCGACAAUUGGUUGCUUCCACUUUCGAGCAAAAUCGUGUAAACUCAAUAGAUGUUGAUACAAGUAAUAUUGGUGUUCAAACAACUACCAAAAACAAGGGUGAUUGCAAUAACCAAGAGGUUGCUACUAAUGAGGUGCAAUCAAAAGAAGUUGGGCUGCAUUUGAUGUCUAAUGCAACUAAAAACGCUGGGGGAACACCAAGAGUUGGGGUUGAUGCGCCGCGAGUUGAUUCAGGACAAAAAUUAAUGGAUUCAGGACAAAAAAUAAUGAAUACAUCUGAUGUUGAAAAUUCUGCGCAGCAUGUUUUGCAAGUUGAAAACGAGAAUCCAACUAAAAACUGGACAUUGAUUGCACACAAAAAAUCAACUAGUAGUCGGAGCAUUUUCCCUACUAGUCAAAAUAAUUCUCCAUGUAGUGAAAAGGGUCCGACUGAGAAUUUUCAUGGCAGUGAGAAGAGGCAAGAUACUAGUAAUGCAUCAAGAGACCUAUUAUGUUCGAAUAGCUUUGAUGCUUUAUUGAAGACUACUGGAAAGCAAGUAAGGUUAAUAGAGAAUGACCACGAUUUGAUCCAAGAAAAACAAGUCUCACCAUCUGCUUUAAAUAACAAAUUAAGUCCAGAAGCUCCUGUAUUUGUGCCUAAAUGUGUGCUUGCAAGGAAGAAUAAGUCAAGUGCCUUAGUGUCAAAUACAAUUGAUUUGGGUGAGGAUUCUUCUGAUGAAGAUGGAGUGGAUUUGGGUGAGGAUUCUCUUGAUGAAGAUGAGGAAGACAAUAUGUUGGACACUUGCUUUGAUAGAGUCGCUAGGGAAGAGUAUAUAUCACCUAGGCAACAAAGAAGUGGAAGCAACAAAAGCAAAAAGAAGACAUAUGGAAGGCAACAUAGUUGGGACGGUAAAAUGACUGAGGAGUUUGUUCCAAGGCACCUACUAAUGCGACAGGCAAAGCAAAACCAUUUAACAGUAUCAAUAGGUUCAACUAGAACCAAUAAAUCCAUAAAGAAGGUAUGA